Photinus pyralis (common eastern firefly) is the source of this 1527-nucleotide messenger RNA. RefSeq lists its product as uncharacterized. Gene Ontology annotation, biological process: DNA integration; DNA recombination. The coding region runs from base 342 to 1403 and encodes 353 amino acids. The record is from RefSeq and is a predicted model, not a curated record. Gene Ontology annotation, molecular function: DNA binding. The transcript has 2 exons. NCBI's taxonomy places the organism in Eukaryota, Metazoa, Arthropoda, Insecta, Coleoptera, Lampyridae.
UCAAGGGAGAGAAAUGCAUUAUUUUUCCCGCGGUGCGAUUUGUAGCCAGAGGGCGAAGCGAAGCGGAGCCCGAGGGCUACAAAGCACCAAGGGAAAAUGGCAUUUCGCUCCAGAGGUGUAUAUACUAUUUUUUGCAUUCGCGUCGACGUUUACCUAUACUCUUUAAAUGAAUUGAUGGUUCUUUGAAGAUUAUAACCACAUAUUAAUCAGGUUAGUGGAGAAUUAAGUAUAACCGUGGCAACCAAUAAAUUAAAAUUUAAUCAUGUUAGUCGAGAAUUCAGAUAAACCAUGGCAACAGAUAAACAAACAAUGUUUGCUGUUGAAAAAGUGCGUGAAUUAAAAUGGAAGUUGCGGGUUGUUCUGAAGAACCUUAUGAAAUUACAAACGCCGCUAACGCUGCUGUUGUGAAUUUACUACCUGAUAAGUCGAAAAAGUUGUAUGAAGCAGCAUAUAAAGGUUUUAAAGACUGGUGCAUAGAAAAAGAUGUCGCGACCGUCACCGACAAUGUUAUGUUGGUUUACUUUAGCGAAAAAGCCAAAAAGUACAAAUGUUCAACGGUAUGGGCACAAUAUUCCAUGGUGAGGUCUUGUAUGCUCAUUUACGACAAUGUUGACAUCAACAAAUUUCCAAAAUUGAUAUCAUUUUUAAAAAGGAAUUCUGAUGGAUAUUCUCCGAAAAAAUCGAAAAUAUUUAAUAGAGAAGAGGUGGAAAAAUUCUUGCUUGAAGCUGACGAUGAUACCCAUCUUAUGCGAAAGGUUGCGUUGAUUUUUGGAAUAUCUGGCGCAUGUCGCACUGACGAAUUGGUCAAUAUGACACUGGAUAACGUUGAAGAUGUGGGGUCUUCUUUCAUAAUUACCCUGCCACAUACAAAAAACAAAACAUCCAGAACGUUCGUUAUAGCGAGUAAUGAAGGCGGUAAAGUGGAUUUUCUUCAGAUAAUUCGCAAAUACACGUCCCUUCGACCUGGAACUAACCAUGGACGAUUUUUUGUUUUCUACAAGAACGGAAAAUGUACUCAGCCGGUUGGGAAAAACACGCUUGGCAAGGUGCCAAAUAUGAUCGCCAAUUACUUAAAAUUACCAAACCCAGAACUCUAUACGGGGCACUGCAUGAGGCGUUCCUCCACCACUCUAUUGGCGGAUGCUGGAGCUGACAUCACCACUAUAAAACGGCAUGGUGGGUGGAAGUCCACCACAGUCGCGGAAAGCUACAUUGAGAACUCUGUGGCCAACAAAACGAAGAUUGCAAAUCAGAUUAUUCAAGGUAGCACUACCUCAAAUGUCAAUAUAACAUCGGGAGCCAGUUCUGAUUCGAAUCUAUUGAUUAAUAAAAUUCCAGCGGUAAAUUUUACAAAAUGUGAAAAUAUAACGUUUAAUUUAAAUAUAAACAAUGUACCUUUUUAAGUUUGAGUUAAUAUAACCUAUAUAAAUAUCAGGGAGUUUUCAUUAUCAUUAUUUCUCAAGGGACUGAAAUGCAAUUUCUGUCCCUGUUUUGUGAUCAUAGAAACGGAUUUUUACCCUCGCGAGU